AUGCUAGAGAUCCUGACCUUCAAGUUCAACCCUAGCCCCGAUCUACUAUUCGGGGUUAGCAUUGUUCUCAUCUGUUUCUUCAUCUCCUACCGUAUUCAUUGGCAUCCUCUUUCCCAUAUCCCCGGCCCAACCCUUGCAAAAAUCACCGGCCAAUGGCGCAAUAUCCGCUACUGGCGCGGUACCUGGCACGAUGAUAUUCUUCAGGUCCAUCGCAAGUACGGCCGAAUCGUCCGCAUCGCCCCCAAUGAAGUUUCCGUGGUGGAUGGCCAAGCCGCCCGACUCCUCUACGGCAACGGCGCGAUCGCCCUCAAGACAGACUGGUACACGACGUGGGACUCGCCGGUUGGGCCACCUUCACUUUUCUCCAUUCGUGACAAGAAGAUGCACACGUACUGCCGCAAGCGGGUGGCUGGGGCAUAUAGCAUGACGAGUGUGCUGCGCUAUGAGCCGGACAUCCAACGGUGUUUGGAUCUGCUGGUGACUAAACUUGAGGAUCAUGCCGGACAGGGGGUCAUAGCCAACCUCAGCGAGUGGACGAGUGCUUUUGCCUACGACGUUAUCGCGUGCUUGGCUUAUGGGGCCCCGUUGGGUCAUUUGGAGUCUGGGUCAGACCUGAUGGAUAUAAGGAAGUCAUUGUAUUUCACUUUCUCUUUUAACGCAUGCCUUGGUCACUAUCCGGGUCAAUCGUGGCUGAUGACGAAUUGCGGGACGCAGUUUCUGUUAGGCGUCUUGGGGAAGGAUCACUUCACCGAGUUUCUGCGAUGGACCAGCAACAUGAUUCAGUUGCAGAUGGCGAGGAAGGCGGACGUUGAGAAGUCGAACCUCUUGCAGCACUUUUUAAACAUGAAGGACGACGCUGGAAACCCUGUUCAGCUACAGGAUGUGAUUGCUGAAGCGGGUAGUCUGGUGGGAGCCGGAGCCGACACGACUGCGUCAGCUAUUCGCGCUUGUCUUCACGCGAUCUACUCCCGCCGCGAGGUCCUAGACCGUCUCCGUGCUGAGAUAGACGAAGUAUACACCGCGAAUAGCGAAAUGGGCAAUUUACCGUAUAUCAAGUGCCAGAAACUCCCCUUUUUGGCCGCGGUUAUCAAGGAAGCUAUGCGACUCAACCCUUCGAUUACCUUCCAACUGCUGCGCUAUGUACCACCAAGCGGCUUGGUGGUUGACGACAAGUUGAUCCCGCCCGGCUACCCGGUUGGGAUAAGUCCUCUGGCGCAGAACCGUGACGUUGCAAUCUGGGGCAAAGACGCGGAUGAGUUCCGACCAGAGAGAUGGCUGGACCCCAAUCGCUCCCGACAUCUAGAUGCAAACGACUUGAUCUUUGGGGGAAACGGGCCCCGCAUGUGCAUCGGGCGAAAUAUUGCCUUGAUGGAGGUCUUCAAGUCGGUCGCGCAGAUUGUCCGAUCUCUGGAUCUCGAGAUUGUCCAUCCACAGAAUCCUUGGCGGGUGGCGUCUUACUGGUUCUCCUAUCAGCAUGAUUUCUUCGUCAAGCCACAAAUUCGCGGUUCGUUGAACUAG
This is a messenger RNA of Penicillium cosmopolitanum, 1518 nucleotides long. RefSeq names its product cytochrome P450. Gene Ontology annotation, molecular function: heme binding; oxidoreductase activity, acting on paired donors, with incorporation or reduction of molecular oxygen; monooxygenase activity. The coding region runs from base 1 to 1518 and encodes 505 amino acids. Lineage: Eukaryota; Fungi; Ascomycota; Eurotiomycetes; Eurotiales; Aspergillaceae. The record is from RefSeq and is a predicted model, not a curated record. The transcript is spliced from 3 exons.